Molecule: messenger RNA, 1668 nt
Organism: Thecamonas trahens ATCC 50062
Lineage: Eukaryota; Apusomonadida; Apusomonadidae
Product: NOD3 protein
Exons: 1
Coding region: 45-1562 (505 amino acids)
Biological process (GO): activation of GTPase activity; nucleocytoplasmic transport
Cellular component (GO): perinuclear region of cytoplasm; nucleus; cytosol
Molecular function (GO): GTPase activator activity; small GTPase binding
Source: RefSeq, a predicted model, not a curated record
ACACACGCACAGAGACACAGACACAGUCCCGACAUACGCCCGUCAUGUCGCGGAGGGUGACACGGGCACAGGCAAGGGCCAUGGCGGAAGCUGCCAAGGCCCACGAGGCAGAGAGCAGCAGCUCGGACCACGAUGAGCCCGAAGCUGAGGUCGAUAGCCACCAGUCGGGGGCAGAGAGCGAGCAGUCGGAGCAAGAAGCCGCAGACGCCGCCAGAGCUGCCACCGCUGCCCGUCUGCAGGCUCUAGCCGAUUCCGACUCGGACGACGCUCCUGCGCUUCCAGUUACAACAGUCGCUGGAAGUGGAGAGCUCGACGAUGGUGAAGUUGCUAGAGCCGCCACUGCUGCUCGCCUACAGGCACUGUUGGACUCGGACUCGGACUUGGAUGAGGCUCCCGCGCCGGUGCCGGCUCCAGAUCAGACCCAGGUGUCGGCGGGUGAAACCCACAGCGAGAAGGGCAAGGACGAGGACAAGCCAGCCGCUAGUGGUGGUGUGUUUGGCGGUGGUGGCGGUGCGAGCAGCGACUCGGGCCGGCUGCAGAUGGCGUUGCAAAAGGCGCCUCAGGAACGGACCGAGGACGAUGCUGAUAUCAUCUACCAGGUCCUCUGCGAGCAGCGUGUGCUCAAGGCCAAGUCCGAGUACAUCCGGCGUGAGAUGUGCCGGAUGGUCGGUUACGAGGUCCACGCGCCAGGCUCGCCCAUCAUUCGCGAAGGCGAGACCGGCGACAAGUUCUACAUGAUUCUCUCGGGAACGGUUGACAUCUACGUGUCGGCGGCCGGGCGCGACCCGGUGACCCACAUGGUGCCUGGACAGGACUUUGGUGAGCAGGCGCUGCAGCAAAAAGAUGCACGACGAAACGCAACAUGUACCGCUCGCACCAAGUGCGAGCUCAUUACGCUCAACCGCGAGAACUACACCCAGAUUCUUAUGCUCGGUGAGGGACACAAGAAGACCUUUGACCGCGUCGGCUACCCGAACCUCGACACCGAGUACAUUUUUACUCAUGUCCUACUGCAGGGCAAGCACCUCGAGAGUGACGGCGGGUCCGCCAUUGCCGAGGCGCUCAAAACUAACCCGCGCGUCCACACCGUCGACCUCUCCGGCAACCUCAUCGGCCCGGCAGCCGGCACGGUCCUCGGCCAGGCGCUCUCGGUCAACGAGUGCGUGACGACGCUCAACAUGCCCGGCACUGGUAUCGCCGACGAGGGCGCCGCCGCUCUCGGCGAGGGUCUCGCCGCCAACGACGUCCUGGUCCGGCUCAACCUCCGCAACAACGCCAUCGGCGACGCCGGCGUCCGCGAACUUGCCCGCGCCCUCGAGGCGAACGCCACCCUCACCACCCUCGACCUCUCGCUCAACGCCAUCACCGACGUCGGUGCUCGCUACCUCGCCGAGUCGCUCAAGACCAACACCUCGCUGGUCUCGCUCCGCCUCGAGCGCAAUCGCAUCUCAUCAAAGGGCAAGGCCGUGCUCAACGGCAUGCUGCGAACCAACACUGGGCUGUUCAUCGAUGGCUCCCGUCCGCGCACCAACCACGGCUUUGAUCCGGGCCUUUGGGCCUAACGCGCCGCCUCUUCACAGCUUGGACCGCACCUGCCCCAGUGCUAUGUUGAGCCCGUUGCGCUCGCGCAGCACCAGAGCCAGUUCAUCAAACGCCUCACCGUACACC